GGCUGGAGGCGACAACUGCUGAGAGAGGGGGUCAGGGAGCUGCGUGCCUAAAACUGCCAAGGAGAUACAGCAGAGAAAGUUAGUGCCAAGAAAGAAAAAAAAGGAAAUUAGGGAUGCACCCUGAAUCGCUGAAGAUUUUGUGGGGAGCUGUUGUCUCAUUCUGCUUGCUACAGGAGGAGGCUGUAGGAGCAGCAAGGGAAAGACCACAAACAGCAGGUUGGACCGAAGACCGUGCAUCAGUGACGGGGGCAAAACCUCAGCCCUGGGAGCGAAGGACACGAGAGACCUCAGCGAAAGACAAGAAGACACAGAUCAUCCAUGAUUUUGUUGGGGGAAGUCUGGCCAUUGACACUCUGCCAGAGAACGAGACUCAGAUCGUGGAAGACAACCAUAACUACUACAUAUCCCGGGUUUACAGUCCAAGUGAAGCACGAGCCAAGGACCUCUGGGUGAACAUAGCAGAAGCCAACAGGACCCAAGUCAGGGUCCAUAGGAUCCUGUCCAAUACACACAGGCAAGCUGCGAGAGUCACCCUAUCAUUUGCCUUCCCCUUUUAUGGGCAUCACCUGUGGCACGUUACCAUAGCAACAGGAGGGUUCAUCUUCAUGGGUGAUGUCAUUCACCAGAUGCUGACAGCCACACAAUACGUUGCUCCUCUUAUGGCAAACUUCAACCCCAGCUACUCCCCUAAUUCCACCAUCAAAUACUUCGACAAUGGGACAGUCUUUGUUGUUCAGUGGGACCAAGUAUAUCUGGAAGGGAAGGAAGACAAAGGCUGCUUCAUCUUCCAAGCAGCUUUGCACAUUGAUGGCAGAAUUGUCUUUGGCUACAAGGAGAUCCCCAUGUCGGUCUUGGAAAUUAGCUCCACGCAACACCCUGUCAAAGCCGGCCUCUCGGAUGCUUUCAUGGUUGGCAACUCCUCUCCUGAUGCACCUGGACACCAGCGUCGGGCCAUCUAUGAAUACCACCGUGUAGAGCUGGACACCAGCAAGAUCACAAGUGCAUCAGCGGUGGAGUUCAUGCCUUUGCCCACCUGCCUCCAGCAUCAGAACUGUGAAGUCUGUGUGACAUCGGACCUAACCUUUAACUGCAGUUGGUGUCAUGUCCUGCAAAGGUGUUCCAGUGGAUUUGAUCGAUACCGUGAAGAGUGGUUGACAUAUGACUGUGCCCGAGAGUCAGAAGAGAGGACUUGUGCAGACUUUGAAGAGGAUGGACAUUACUACUCAUCACCCCCCGACAGCAGUCCCUUCACACCGUUCAGGGAGGAUGUCACAACUACUUCUUCCCGUUUUGUUGACAGCCUAACCACUGAAGAUGACACAAAGUUAAACCAGAAUGCAGAAGGAGAAGGUUUGGGAAACGAUGACCUCCCCACAGAGAAAGUGGGGUCCCAGAUCCACACAGGAACAAUUGUGGGGAUUGUGCUGGCAGUCUUGCUCAUUGCCGCCAUCAUCUUGGCUGGCAUCUACAUCAGCCUAAGUUUCAAUCCUACCUCCAGUGCGCCUUGGUUCUUCUUUGAGCGAAGGCCGCAUCAGUGGCCCGCCAUGAAGUUCAGAAACCACACAACGUAUACUGAAGUGGAGCCAGCUGGUCACGAGAAGGAGGGUUUUGUCGAAGCCGAUCAAUGCUGAGAGCAGCACUCCAGUUUCAUUUCUCCCACACCUUUAAAACUUCAAGGGUCUCCCCAAGUCACAGUGUCUCCUGUUUAUUUCAUUAUGAACUGGAACUGCAGGAACAGUUAAAAGGGGAAUGAAAAAAAAGAAAAUAUGAUUGAAAAUGAAAGCCCCCUCCCCCCCGAAACUGAAAUGGAAACAUGAAAAUCACAGAAGCAAGGGGGAAAACUACAAGAGAAUCAGGACUUUAUACUGCGGUGUAACAUGUGUCGCCAUCUUCAGCUGGUUACAGUGCCAGUAAAAAGCGGCCUCUGUCCUGUCUGCUU
Molecule: messenger RNA, 1939 nt
Organism: Gekko japonicus
Lineage: Eukaryota; Metazoa; Chordata; Lepidosauria; Squamata; Gekkonidae
Gene: PLXDC1
Product: plexin domain containing 1
Exons: 14
Coding region: 114-1631 (505 amino acids)
Source: RefSeq, a predicted model, not a curated record